GUGCUGUGUCCUUCGGACACAGCAGAUCACCGAUCAACGGAAAGAAAGAGCCGAAGAUGUCAGCUCAGUCAUGUGAUCAGCUGUGUCCAAUCACAGCUGAUCACAUGGGACAUGUACACUGAUCAUCAGGGCACUGAUGAUCAGUGUGCCCUGAUGAUCUGUGUAGCCCCAGCAGUGCCACCUGUUAGUGUCCAUCAGUGCCAGCUGUCAGUGCUCAUCCAUGCCACCUGCCAGUGCCCAUCAGUGCCACAUCAAUGUCACAUAUCAGUGCCCAUCUGAGCUGCCUUUCAGUGUCACCCAUCAGUGCCACCUAUCAGUGCUGCCAAUCAGUGCCGCCUAUCAGAGCCCAUCAGUGCUACCAAUCAGUGCCGCCUAACAGUG
Messenger RNA from Staurois parvus, 381 nucleotides. The record is from the annotation of a GenBank genome assembly. Lineage: Eukaryota; Metazoa; Chordata; Amphibia; Anura; Ranidae.